UUCCUGUAAACUUCAAGACGUGAGUUUGCACAUGAAUUUUGAUGGUCAAUGAAACAUGAAAUGCGAUUUAAAAUAUAUAUUGAAAGGUGGUAAAGAACUGUACCUUGGAGAUUGGUGACUAAAUAUCAAUUCGCUUAAUGGAACGGAAGUGCGAAAUUGGCAUGAUUGAUAAGAUAGAUGGUAAUGUACGUGAGCUUCCAACAAUUUAUGAAGCGAUAUGAAAAACUAACAAAAUAUUAAUUAAGUAAUUUACAAACAACUUUCGUAUUUAGCACUAAGAAUAAAACUAUAUAACGCAUCUCUAACUAUUUUGAACUGAAGAAAAAUUAUAAAUCACUAGGGAGUUGUUAACAAUUGAAAGUGCGAAAAGUUUUAUUAUCAUUCCGCGAAAAUGAAUUUAUACAUCACGUCUAUUUGCCUCACACUCGUCAUCGGAAGUUGCCAUCAUGUGCGCUCUCUUAACCACGGAAUAAAGCUCCAUGAAGAACAUGGAGACGAAUUAAAGAAAGAAUCUAGCACACAGGCUGUAACCGAUGGAGACCAAGUGUCCACACCUGACGGAUUUGAAAUGAUGAGAGUGCCGCCGCAUGAUUUAGAAUUCAUACAACACCACACAAAUACGACAGUCGUGCAACCAUUGAAUUCUACUACAGCAUCAGUUGCAGUGUUACAUCGCAUGGCGUCGGCUGGUGCAACAGCGACAGCAAAAACAGCUGAAUUAAUACAAAAAAUACAUCAGCCCCAACUGCUGCUCAAGGCACGCAACAGCUCCAGAGCAACAGAUUCCACAAACGACGGCGUUUAUCUCCCAUCAUCAGAAGACCCAAAAUUCGCUUUGCAGAAUCAGACGCAGCAGUUCCAUGUAAUUUCGCAAAAUACUCCCGAAAAGACGGAGGAUUUUCAAAACGAUUUCAACAAAAACGGAGGUUUUAAAAAAAAUUUCGCGUCAAACCUCGAUCAUAAAGUAAAGUAUGAUUCUCAUAGCAAUAAAUUUUCCCAUCAACACGAUCAGUCGCGAAAAGCACCGAUCGCAGGAAAAUAUUUUCCAAAAUCGCAUAAAGAAAUUCAAAAUUUUUUCAUCACUAAAGAAACUGAUUCUAAUUUGUCAGGAGCGCUUCAUCUUAACGAUGCCAAAGGAAGCAAAGUUGAUGAAUUCGAGCAAAACUCGGACAAAAUUCUCCAUCAGCAUUUCGGAAGCGAAGUUGAAAGCGAAGUCAGAGUUGAAAACUCGGACAAAAUUCUUCAUCAGCAUUUCGGAAGCGAAGUUGAAAGCGAAGUCAGAGUUGAAAACUCGGACAAAAUUCUUCAUCCGCAUUUCAACAAAUCAACAGUCGAUGUCGCGCACGAAACGACAAAGACGCUAAAAGAAAACCGGCGCCUUGCCGCCGCCACGCAAGCGUUCGCGCAGACCAAGCGACAUCGAUCCGCAGGACCGGAAAGAGAAUACUUGGCGGUUGGGAGGCUCAACAAACCGGCGGCCGGGAAAAUUUCCCUCUAUGCCUACACGAGCAGAAAUGGCGCUGUCGUCGAAGUCAACGGUCAAGAAGUAUACCGGUCCUGGAACAGAACGAUGCGUUGGAGCGCAGUUAAUCUACGGCGCCAGCACGCCGGCGUUCACGUGAUCGCUCUGAACGCACAAACCGGCGCUGUGAUGCGCACUGCCAACUACACAACCUGGGAACCCGCGAGUGCUGCCGAACUUGUCACGGAAAUAAAAUCUAUCAAAGAUGGACGCAUUCUUGUACUCGUUGGUGCCCCAGAUUUCGUGAAGGAGCUUUCAGAAGCGGCGACAUCGCUGAUCUUACAACUCGGCUCGCAGUUCGUAGGAUCGCUCGUACUCUACGAGCCUUUUAUCCUCGUAGUGAAGACACGAGCAUCAGCAUCACGUAUCCCUCCAUCAGUGAUACUCGAGGCAGUAUGUACCAAGUAUGACCAACCGAGCACUGCACAGAUCGCUCAGGGUUACGAGUGGGAUGGUCCGCCUCUUGUUGUGGACACGGUCAUCACCCUCAGUGUAGAGGAAAGAUGUGGUGCAGGCAGCGCUCUGACAGGCGACCACGCAGAAUUCUGCGAGAAAUAUGAAGGUUUUGGGGACUUUUGUGCCUGUAAUGCCACCAUUGAAGCGCUCGUUCCGCGUGCCCUGCCUCUGAACAGCUCGCUGCCGGUGAUAGCAGUAGCGCUGGUCGGGGCGUUGCGGUUGCCUCAAGUGCUGCAGCAGAUCAGGGUGGUACGCAGGCACCCUGCUGGCCAGCAGGUCCCGAUGGUGAUGUGUCUGGACGGCCCGAGAGACGCGGCCCAGCAUCUGGCGCGGCUACUGAACAUCAGUGUGACGGUGGCUGAUCAAAACACUGUCAAAAGAGGUACUCUGUCUCGUAUCAACGUCAUGAUCCAGUUCUCGGUGACGCAAGUCUUCCGCUUGUUCCAGCACGCUGAGUUCGCCGUCAUCCUUGAAGAUGAUGUCCAGUUGUCGCCAGAUAUAAUGUCAUACUUCCAGCAGACAGCCCCGCUGUUAAGUGACCGCGAUGAGCUAUUGCUCUGCGUGAACGCCUACAACACUCACUCGUACCCGGAGACAGCGCACAACCUCAGCCGCCUUGUCCGGCACGGCGGAACCUUCGCCUACGGCUGGAUGAUCACGCGGGUCGUUGGCAAGGAGCUUGAAGAAAUCGACUUCUGGCCAGCCGAGUAUUUUAUCAGUGACUGGGAUUUCUUCUACCGCGGUAAUGUCAUGGGCCACCGCCACAUCCUGGCGCCCGAAGUGCCCAGGUCGCGACACCAAGGGGCAGGAGGAGUGCACAUCUCGGGCAUUGUGCAGGAGCAAUACUACAACAGAAGAUCAUUCAACGCAGACGUCUCGUACGUGAAGCUCGACGUAGCAAGCGCAUCGCGGCGCCGCUACACGCUCCACCACCUGCGCGAGGUGCGGCGUGCGCUGCAGCUGCAGCUACACCAGCAGCAUCCCUGCACUCCUGGGCUGCUGGACCAGUUCCCGGCGAACGCUUCGCUUGUGGCGUUUUUGGACAUUCCUUCGGAAGAUGAUCCUUACAGAGCCUUCGAAGUGACUAUGAAGUGUCUCGGCGGCAACGAUCACGGAAAUCAGGAGAACCUGGCGAUGAUGUACCUCAUCCACCCGGGGGGCCGCCCCCUCUACCUGGUGGGCUGCCCCAACUCCCCCUUCUGUGUACACAACGAGAACGUGACGAGCGUGUUCAGACCGACAGUCGCCGAGAUCCUAGAAGCUGAGAAGUCCUACUACGCAAGGAAGCCUCUGGUGUCCAAAAUAUCCUACAGGGAGCACACAGACGACCCAUAUAAGGAAUUCAUACUAGACAAUGGCUAUGAACAAAAUUAUAAUGUAUACUUCAAACAUCCGAUGACAAUACCUGAAGAUGUAACAGAACCCACAUGAAUCCGUGAACAUUGUUAAUUGACUUGAUUUAGUUAAAUUUAAGUAAAUGAGAUCAUAUGAAUCACUCUCAGAACAUUUUUAAAUAAUUUAAUAAAUUAUAAAGUGGCGUUCAUGGAAAGAGCUCAUGGUUUAUGUAAUAUGUAUUAUUCUAGAAAAUGAAUUUCAUCAUAAUGAAGAAUUUCUAAAAUGCAGAACGUAAUUUUUAUUUACUAAAUUUAAAUAAUUUUAUUCAUACAUCGAGCUGAAAGCAACAACUAGGGAAAAAUUCAUGUUUCGUUUAGAAAUUAAUCAUAAUUAUUUACAACAUGGAGUUGGAAACUAUACACAAAUUUAAAUAAGCAUUCGUGUACUAAUUUCACAAAUAGGAAUGUCUUUUCAAUACGAAUCGUAAUCGUGUACCACCU
Hyalella azteca is the source of this 3813-nucleotide messenger RNA. Its product is annotated as protein O-linked-mannose beta-1,2-N-acetylglucosaminyltransferase 1. The record is from RefSeq and is a predicted model, not a curated record. Gene Ontology annotation, molecular function: beta-1,3-galactosyl-O-glycosyl-glycoprotein beta-1,3-N-acetylglucosaminyltransferase activity. Bases 392 to 3409 code for a protein of 1005 amino acids. Gene Ontology annotation, biological process: protein O-linked glycosylation via N-acetylgalactosamine. Gene Ontology annotation, cellular component: Golgi membrane. The transcript has 14 exons. NCBI's taxonomy places the organism in Eukaryota, Metazoa, Arthropoda, Malacostraca, Amphipoda, Hyalellidae.